This is a messenger RNA of Schistocerca americana (American grasshopper), 782 nucleotides long. Its product is annotated as protein D3-like. The record is from RefSeq and is a predicted model, not a curated record. The transcript has a single exon. NCBI's taxonomy places the organism in Eukaryota, Metazoa, Arthropoda, Insecta, Orthoptera, Acrididae. The coding region runs from base 57 to 647 and encodes 196 amino acids.
CUAUCAAUACACGUUCGUAGUCUGUGAGUUGUAAAUUUUGAGCAACAGCUGGGAAGAUGAGGGGCGUCCUAUUUGGUGCAUUUUCACUAUUUCUAUGCGUCUCGUGUUCUGCUGACACAUUGGAUUAUGUGCCGGAUGUUGUUCCUCAAGAACCAUCAUCGGUUUUAAAUGUUCACUACGGAAAACAUGCUGUAGAAAACGGCAAUCAGUUGACGCCUACUGAUGUAAAAGACCAUCCGUCAGUGACGUGGGACGCGGAGAAAGAUACCUAUUAUACUCUUGCGAUGACGGAUCCAGAUGCACCGAGCAGAAAAGAUCCAAAGUUUCGGGAAUUUCUUCACUGGCUCGUGGUAAAUAUUCCAGGAAACGACAUUGCCAAGGGGGAGACACUGGCAGAAUAUGUUGGAUCUGGGCCGCCGCGUGGAACUGGUCUACAUCGCUAUGUAUUUCUCGUGUUUAAACAACCAGGAAAGCUCGAUUUCGACGAAGAACCUACAAGCAGAACCUCUCGUAUCGGCAGACCCCGAUUUUCCAUUCACAAAUUUAUACAAAAAUAUAACAUGGAAGAACCAGCAGUAGGUGGAAAUUAUUAUCAGGCACAAUAUGAUGAUUAUGUACCUGUUAUUCAACGGCAGCUAAGCGGCUAAAUUUCUCGCUUCCAACAAUAAUUACUUAACCGAAAAAUCCAUGACAUUUGCUAGUCUAAUUCUUGGAAUCUCAUUUUUUUGGUUGUUGGUCAGAAUAGAAUGUUAAUUUCCAGAUUAAAUGAUAUUUAACGCUUA